UUUUUCUGUUUGUAAGGACUAAUUUAGAACUUGCAGAUUUGAGCUGCCUGAAUUGGCUAGACAGCUGUAAUCGCACUCCUCCUAGUCUUAAUCUCUUUAUCUGGGCAGCAGCUGCCAUAUGGUCUCAGUCAGCUGGAUCAGAUGUUCAUAAGCCUCCUUCUCCGUCCCUCUCUGUCCUCCCAGUCUCCUAAUUUGAUCGCUGCUACCUUGUGAGCUGUCCUGCAAUCUUUAUUUUUAGCCAUCUUAAGGAUUAGGAUUGAUGUGGACUACGGGGCACUUAAAGUGAUUGUAUUGUAAAUCUGCUGUGGACCGCCUCUUUGGGGAGGAUGUUCCAUUUCUCCAAAGAUUUGGGGAGGGGGAAAAGGGGAGGAGAGGGUUGGCGAGAGGUUUGUUAUCCCCCUGUCCCCCUAUAAGCCCCUCAUUAAUGAAGGUCUGAACGCUGUUUGGGGUGGGGUGGGGGGCUUUGGCUUGCUAUCCCAAUCAGAUUUAAAUGAAGAUUCAAAUGAGUUCAUUUAAGUCCGCUGGUUGAACAUGACGCUGGUGCAUUUUUUUAGACGGGAACAAUCUCCGCGGGUAACAGGUUAUGAAGACAGCAUGGAGUUUCCAGACCACAGCAGACAUUUGCUACAGUGUCUGAGCGAGCAGAGACAUCAGGGAUUCCUUUGUGACUCCACUGUGCUGGUCGGUGAUGCCCAGUUCCGAGCCCAUCGUGCAGUGCUGGCUUCAUGCAGCAUGUACUUCCACCUCUUUUACAAGGACCAGCUAGACAAAAGGGACAUUGUUCAUCUGAACAGCGACAUUGUCACGGCUCCGGCCUUCGCUCUCCUGCUUGAGUUCAUGUACGAGGGAAAGCUCCAGUUUAAAUCGCUUCCAGUGGAGGAUGUGCUGGCUGCUGCCAGCUACCUCCACAUGUACGACAUUGUCAAGGUGUGCAAGAAGAAGCUCAAGCAGAAGGCCACGACUGAGGCCGACAGCACCAAGCGGGAGGAGGAUGCGUCCAGCUGCUCGGAUAAGGUGGAGAGCUUCUCGGAAGGUGGAAGCACGGGCCGGCCGGCCACCGCUGACCUGCUGCAGAGUGACGACGAGGACAUGGAGAACAAACGGGACAGCCCUCAGGAGCCGGGGAGCAUGUGGAUGAGACUGCCUUCUGACCGGACCACGUCUCCCACCACCAGUCCCAGGGAAGCAGAAACGCACGGCCCUGACACUGGCAAAUCCCCUGCCGGCAGCCCCAGCAGCUCCACCGGCUCCCGGUCCCGUCGCUCUGCAGCGUCUCGGAGGGUCUCCGCAGACACAGAUUGCGUGCUCGAUCUCUCGGUGAAGUCCAGCCUGGGCGGAGGACCUGGGGAGACCCUGGCAGGCAACCAUUACUUCUGCAGCUCUGUCACCCCAGACAGCCUUCAGAGUGCCCUGGUUCAAGUCAAGGUGGAGAAGGACACGGGCUCAGACGACGAUGAGCUGGUGAGCGGCGACUACGAGAUGGAGCACAGCGGUGUGAAGGAGCCGCCCAGCACCAACGGGACUCACAUCAGCCUCGUUGCGCAACGGAGGCUGGGCCUGGAGGCGCACCUUUCGGCCUUGCGUGAGGCCUCACUGGCCAGCGAGCUGGAGCGGGACGACAAAGGAGAUGACACGGACGUCCUAGGAGGGGACAGUGAGCGAGCUCAGGAGGUGGCAGGGGUCGAAAGCGCCCUGUUGCCUUACGUCUCCAGCAUGCUGGGGGCCCCACAUACUCAGAUCUUCAUGUGCCCCUUAUGCAACAAGGUCUUCCCCAGCCCCCACAUCCUGCAGAUCCACCUCAGCACGCAUUUUCGAGAGCAGGAAGGCGUACGGGCCAAGCCGGCCAGUGACGUUAAUGUCCCCACCUGCUCCAUCUGCGGCAAAACCUUCUCCUGCAUGUACACGUUAAAGCGCCACGAGCGGACACACUCGGGCGAGAAGCCCUACACAUGCACUACUUGCGGCAAGAGCUUCCAAUACUCGCACAACCUGAGUCGACAUGCCGUCGUGCACACGCGCGAGAAGCCACACGCUUGUAAGUGGUGCGAGCGGCGCUUCACGCAGUCAGGGGACCUGUACCGACACAUCCGCAAGUUCCACUGCGAACUGGUCAACUCGCUCUCGGUCAAGAGCGAGGCGCUCAAUCUACCCACGGUCAGAGACUGGGCACUGGAAGAUAGUUCUCAAGAACUGUGGAAAUGAAUGCUAAAAUGAUAGCAGACUGUUUGAACUGCUUGUUAAAUUGAUGAGAGAGAUCUGAGUGACAUUUUUUGGGGCAGAGUGGUGAAGGUAAGAGUGGGGCAGAGUGACGGCCGAAGGGUCCGAAUCAGUCAUUUUUCUUGUAUGUACAUUGCAAAUCUUGUUGAAUUGCACUUUACUAGCACAUGAAAAUGUUACUACUGAUUUUUUUUUCUCAGUUCUUU
This is a messenger RNA of Pimephales promelas (fathead minnow), 2423 nucleotides long. It is a transcript of the gene zbtb18, whose product is annotated as zinc finger and BTB domain containing 18. The record is from RefSeq and is a predicted model, not a curated record. Gene Ontology annotation, cellular component: nucleus. Gene Ontology annotation, biological process: regulation of transcription by RNA polymerase II. Gene Ontology annotation, molecular function: DNA-binding transcription factor activity, RNA polymerase II-specific; protein binding. Lineage: Eukaryota; Metazoa; Chordata; Actinopteri; Cypriniformes; Leuciscidae.